AUGGCUCCUGACGCUGCGACACUCACUGGGGGCUCGCUCCUCCUCGCAUGGCAGCUCAAAGAUAAGACGGUUCUCAUCGUGGGCGGCGGCGAUGUCGCGUCGGGGCGUAUUGAAUCGGUCCUCGUCGCGGACGCACGCAUCAUUCUCAUUUCACCGUGCGCGGGCUUACACCCGCUCACCAAGAAUUUCAUUGAUACCUCCGACCGCAUCACCUAUCAUGAUCGCACGUUCGCGGGGCCGGACGACCUGGAGGGAGUUGACAUGGUGCUCACCGCCGUUGAUGAUGUGGAGAAGUCGCGGGAGAUCUGCGCGCUGUGCCGCAAACGCAAGAUUCCAGUGAACGUCGCAGAUAUCCCUCCCUCAUGCGACUUCUACUUCGGGUCACAGAUCCGCAGUGGCCCCUUGCAGAUCAUGAUAUCCACCAACGGGCAGAGCCCAAAGCUCGCCAACCUCAUCCGCCGGAGAAUCGAAACCAGUCUGCCAGAGGGUGUCGGAGAGGCAAUCGAGAAGGUCGGGACAUUAAGGUGCAAGCUGAGAGAGCGAGCUCCGGGCGUCGGGGGAGAGCUUGGGAAGCGGAGGAUGCGAUGGAUGGUGGACGUGUGCACGUCCUGGGAAAUGGAAGAUCUGGCGAUGCUGGACGACGAGAUGAUGGCAAAGCUUCUCAAUGAUGGGUGGGAGCACAACCGAGUGCCCAAACCGCAGGAAAUCAGCAGCAAGCACAAGCGGGCUCGCGCAGUUACCGCCAUCAAACUAUCGUCGGGCGCAUGGAUGCCCUCGAUGGCCGGCUUUCUCGCCGGUGUCGCAUGCACCGCGCUUGCAUUCAGGCUCGCUCAACGUGCAUGA
Messenger RNA from Laetiporus sulphureus 93-53, 843 nucleotides. Its product is annotated as siroheme synthase. The coding region runs from base 1 to 843 and encodes 280 amino acids. Lineage: Eukaryota; Fungi; Basidiomycota; Agaricomycetes; Polyporales; Laetiporaceae. Gene Ontology annotation, biological process: siroheme biosynthetic process. Gene Ontology annotation, molecular function: protoporphyrin ferrochelatase activity; precorrin-2 dehydrogenase activity. The transcript has a single exon. The record is from RefSeq and is a predicted model, not a curated record.